AUGGUUGGAUUUUUAGGAUCAAGAGGAUUUGAAGAUGAGACACUAAUGCGUGAAGUCCUUUCUACUGUUGAUGAAGAGCAUCAAAUUUUAGCCACAACGAUAAUAAAAAAAGGUUAUGAUGGGGAUGAAUUCAAUAAUCAUAGAUUUUCUAAACAUUAUGGAGGUUUUUAUGAGCCUUGUGGUAUGAAAUUAUGUGUUUUAGAUGCAAGAGAGAACUAUCCACAAAAUACGACUUUGCAAUUCCUCGGUCUUUCAAAUAUUCACAAAAUUGCCUCAUCGCAUGCCGCUUUAUUAAGCGCAAUUACAACUAAUGCUUCGUCACCGAAUUGGUUUUCGGUACUGAAGAGUACAGGAUGGUUGGAUCAUGUGGCUGAUUUACUCAGAUCUGCUGGGAGUAAAGAUGGUGUUGUCGGAAAAUUAGUGGAUGAAGAUGCUAGUGUUUUAGUGCAUUGUACAGAUGGUUGGGAUAGAACCACGCAAUUGGUUUCACUGGCUCAAAUAAUAGUGGAUCCAUUUUAUCGCACAAUUAAGGGUCUACAAGUGUUAAUUGAGAAGGAAUGGAUUGCCUUUGGACAUCCUUUUCGCUCACGUAGUGAACUCCCCAAUAAUCUUUGUAAUAGUGAUCCCAGAUUACAUUCAAAGAAUAAACAAACAUCUCGUAAUUUCAAAGAACCGCAAAAUUUACCACCCGCCCCUGCUCCUGUGUUUCUUUUGUUCCUUACUUGUCUUCAUCACAUCUUGGAACAAUUUCCAUCAGCAUUCGAAUAUAACGACUUCUUUUUGCUGUGUCUUGCUCGAGCCGCGGCAGGAAAUUCCCCGUUUGGUGACUUUCUAUGUAAUUCUGAAUGUGAACGGGAAGCUAUACAAUUAAGAGAAAGAACGAGAAGCAUAUGGUCAUGGGUCAAAGAACGUAGGCAAUGGUUUAGGAAUCCACUAUAUCAAAGAAUUCGUCCAUAUGACUUAAUUCACCAUAAUGAUCACAGUACGUGGAGUGAUCAUUCGUGGAAGAAGGAUGUUUUGCGUCCAGACACUGAUGCAAGAGUUAUUACAUUAUGGACUGAUUACUAUUUCCCAAAAAAUGAUCUAUCAAUUGCCUUACUAUCAACGCCCUAUGGUGCUGAUGUUGAACUGGAAGAAGGCAUAGGACCUUCUCAACAUCGCAUUGGAGGAUUUCCUUCAGAAUAUUACCUUGUCAGCCUUUUCAUGAAAAGAAAAAGGCGGAGAAUUGCAGAAAAAGUUUGGACCGUUUGGAGGUCAUUUUUAUUAGAAAACAGACAAAAGUCAUUAAAGACAAAGAAAGAAAAAAAAAAAGUAGUAAGCGAAGAAGAAAAGUGGGACGUUCUUCAUGGAUCAGAGUGGAAAGAUGAUGC
This is a messenger RNA of Racocetra persica, 1370 nucleotides long. NCBI's taxonomy places the organism in Eukaryota, Fungi, Glomeromycota, Glomeromycetes, Diversisporales, Gigasporaceae. The record is from the annotation of a GenBank genome assembly.